AUGGGAAGCUUUGUUCCCUGGCUUUAUUACUCCUUUUACUGCUCCCCCAAGUCCCGGCUGGUGUAUCUGACGGUGGUUUGUAUCCUGGGCAUCUCUGCCAUCGUGGUCUCCCAGUUGGACAUCUUUUCCACUCCGCAGUACAGGGCAGGAAUCAGCCCAGAGCCCAUUCAGCUGAGGAUUCACUCACCCUACGUGCUAAACCUGACACUCGUCGAUCUACCCGGCAUCACCAAGGUACCAGUCGGGGACCAACCCCAGGACAUUGAGCAGCAGGUGAGGCAGAUGCUGGAGCUUUACGUCACGAACCCCAACUCCCUGAUCCUGGCUGUGACGACAGCCAACACCGACCUGGCCACGUCGGAGGCUCUCAAACUGGCCCGGGAUGUGGAUCCUGAUGGACGGCGGACUCUGGCGGUGGUAACAAAGCUGGACCUGAUGGACGCUGGCACUGAUGCCAUGGACGUGCUGACAGGCAGAGUCAUCCCUGUCAAACUGGGCAUCAUUGGGGUGGUCAACAGGAGUCAGCACGAUAUCAAUGUAAAUAAGAGCAUUGCAGAUGCUGUACAGGAUGAGCAGGUCUUUCUGCAGAGAAAAUACCCUUCCCUGGCCUCCCGCAAUGGGACCAAGUAUCUGUCACGCACCCUCAACAGAUUACUGAUGCACCACAUCAGAGACUGCCUGCCUGAGCUGAAGACCAGAGUCAACGUACUGACAGCCCAGUACCAGUCUCUGUUGAGCAGCUACGGGCAGCCAAUUGAAGACCACAAUGCCACCCUGCUCCAGAUCAUCACCAAGUUUGCCACCGAAUACUGUAGCACCAUCGAGGGCACUGCCCGCAACAUCGAGACGUCUGAGCUCUGUGGGGGUGCACGAAUCUGCUACAUCUUCCACGAGACGUUCGGACGCACCCUGGAGUCCAUCGACCCCCUGACAGGCCUCUCCACCCUCGACGUGCUGACCGCCAUCCGCAACGCCACGGGUCCCAGGCCAGCUCUGUUUGUUCCGGAAGUUUCCUUCGAGCUGCUCGUCAAGAGGCAGAUCAAGAGGUUGGAGGAACCGAGCUUGAGGUGCGUGGAGUUAGUCCACGAGGAGCUGCAGAGGAUUAUACAGCAUUGCUCCACAUACAACACACAGGAGCUGCUCAGAUUCCCGAAGCUCCACGAUGCCAUAGUGGAGGUUGUGACAGGAUUACUGCGUAAACGCCUGCCUGUCACCAACGAGAUGGUACAUAAUCUGGUAGGUAUUGAGUUGGCCUACAUCAACACCAAACACCCGGACUUCAGUGAUGCUGCCAUGGUGUCUGCCUCUGUCAACAGCUCCCAGUUGGAGUUGCCCACAGAGGGAGGGAGGAAGUGGAAGAUGGAGAAAGCUGAGGAGAGGAGUGAGGAGAGAGGCCGCACAGCCCAGCCCACAGCUACAGCCUCCUCCAGCCACAGCCACAUGGUCAACCUGCUGGAUACACCGGUGCCUGUGUCCAGGAAGCUGAGCCUGAGGGAGCAGAGAGACUGUGAAGUCAUCCAACGGCUCAUCAAAUCCUACUUCCUGAUCGUCAGGAAGAGCAUCCAGGACAGUGUGCCCAAGACAGUGAUGCACUUCCUAGUGAACCACGUGAAGGACAGUAUGCAGAGUGAGCUGGUGGGCAAGUUGUACAAGUCACAGUUAUUGGACGGACUGUUGGUCGAGUCUCAGGACAUGGCACAACAGAGACACGAGGCAGCCAGCAUGCUAAAGGCGCUACAGCGAGCAAGUCACAUCAUCUCCGAGAUUCGAGAGACUCAGCUGUGGUGACCCUGUCCUCCCCCCCACCCCCCCACAAAACACACAGUCACUACACUUUACAGUGCGUCCCGCGAAGCGCUUUGAGACGUCUCGACGAUGUGAUCGGGCGCCCAGUCAAUUGUGCAGUGUUGGCUGUAUGUUGUGGCAUGUUGGUUUAUGUUGUGGGCGUGUUGGCUAUAUGUUGUGGCGUGUUGGCUUAUGUUGUGGGCACGCUGGCUGCGUGGCGUGUUGGCUGCAUGUUGUGGCGUGUUGGCUGCAUAUUGUGGCGUGUUGGUUGUAUGUUGUGUGUUGGCUGUAUGUUGUGGCGUGUUGGCUGUGUGCUGUGGCCUGUUGCUUGUAUGUUGUGCUAUGUUACUGUGCAGAUAUGUUUGAUCUAUUGCCCGUGUCAGUGCACACACGGGCUGACGUGAAGCCUGGAACUUUCCUCUUGUGUAACUUUCUGAUAGUUGUUUUGUUAAAAUAAUGCCACAAAUCAA
Molecule: messenger RNA, 2255 nt
Organism: Callorhinchus milii (elephant shark)
Lineage: Eukaryota; Metazoa; Chordata; Chondrichthyes; Chimaeriformes; Callorhinchidae
Product: dynamin-1-like protein
Exons: 14
Coding region: 1-1788 (595 amino acids)
Biological process (GO): mitochondrial fission
Cellular component (GO): mitochondrion; microtubule; membrane
Molecular function (GO): GTPase activity; GTP binding; microtubule binding
Source: RefSeq, a predicted model, not a curated record